Lodderomyces margitis is the source of this 1677-nucleotide messenger RNA. RefSeq lists its product as uncharacterized. The transcript has a single exon. Lineage: Eukaryota; Fungi; Ascomycota; Pichiomycetes; Serinales; Debaryomycetaceae. Bases 1 to 1677 code for a protein of 558 amino acids. Gene Ontology annotation, cellular component: membrane. Gene Ontology annotation, molecular function: transmembrane transporter activity. The record is from RefSeq and is a predicted model, not a curated record. Gene Ontology annotation, biological process: transmembrane transport.
AUGACUCAUCACAAUCAAGUUGAUGUUUCUUUUUCCUCUGCCCAUGCUACUCCAUCCAGUGACAAGGAAGAUCGAUUAAAAAAGCUUGACAAGGAACCCAUCACAAGAAUUAGGUCACACCUCUCAUUUGAGUCCGACCAACUAGCUGCAAAUCCUUUCUUGGACCCUAAAGUCGAGGAAUAUUAUCGUGAGCUCUACACAAAGUCCAACUAUGAGAGUUAUUCGGCAUUUGAUCCUACAUUUGAUUGGACAGCAAAAGAAGAGAAAAAGGUGGUCCAAAUAUUAAACUGGCGUGUUGUUUUCAUUGCGUGCCUUUUAUUUAUCACCUUGCAUAUCGAUAGAGGUAAUUUAUCGCAAGCUGUAUCUGAUAAUAUGUUGGAAGACAUAGGAAUGACUACAAAUGAAUACAACACGGGGAAUACCAUCUUUCUCGUCAGUUUUAUUGCUACUGAAGUACCUUCACAAAUGAUUUCCAAAGCGUUGGGUCCAGACGUUUUCAUCCCGUUCCAAAUCUGUUCAUGGAGCAUUGUCGCUAUGUCACAGGCAGCAUUGAAGGGAAAGGUUGGUUUUUAUAUCACCAGAUUCUUGUUGGGCGCAUUGGAAGGUGGGUUUGUUGCUGAUUUAGUUGUGUGGAUAAGUUACUUUUUCACCAGCAAGGAUUUGCCCAUAAGAUUGUCCUGGUUUUGGAGUAUGUCGUCCAUAUGCCAAAUUUUUACUUCGUUAUUGGCUUUUGGUGUGUUGAGAAUCAACACCUGGGGCUGGCAUGGGUGGCAGUUUCUAUUCUUAAUCGAAGGUGCUUUUACGUUGUCAAUUGGAAUUGCGUCGUGGUUCUUGAUGGUUCCUAGUGCUGUGCAAACGAAAACAAAGUGGAAUUCAAAGGGUUGGUUUACAGAGAGACAAGAAAAGAUUGUGGUAAAUAGAGUGUUGAGAGACGACCCCGGUAAAGGAUCCAUGAACAACCGUCAAGCAAUUAGUCCAAAAAACUUGGUGGAAUGUCUCAUUGACUAUGAUAUGUGGCCCUUUUAUGUUAUAGGGAUUGUUGCAUUCAUUGGACACGGAACGUUCAAGUCUUACUUUACAUUGAUGAAUAGACACUUGGGUUUUUCUGUAUUCGACACAAACUUGUUGACAAUACCCGCAACCGUCAUCCACAUCGUCUUUUUACUUCUGCUUUCGUGGUUUUCUGAGAGAAUCAAUGAGAGGUCUUUGGUGUGUUGUCUUGCACCACUUUAUGCAACCCCAAUAAUGGGGGUGAUCAGAUGGUGGUCUGGUGCAGGAAAGGACAUUUGGGCGACGUGGGUCAUUAAUACCUUGUACUAUGGCCAGCCUUAUAUCCACGCAAUUGUUUUUGCAUGGGUUUCAAGAAACUCCAACUCGGUUAGAAACAGAUCCAUAUGCUCAUCAUUGUACAGUAUGUUUGUUCAAGUUGGGGAUGUCAUUGGUAACAAUAUCUACAGACAGGAUGAUAAACCUUUGUAUAAAAGAGGCAACAUGCAACUAUUUGUCAUCACAUUGAUACUUAUUCCAGUUUUGUUGUUGACUAAGAUGUACUUUAUGUGGAGGAACCAGAGCAGAGAUAGGAUCUGGAAUGCAAUGACAGAGGAGGAGAAACACACAUAUAGGCUAACAACAAAAGAUGAGGCAAACAAGAGGCUAGAUUUUAGAUUUGACCAUUGA